AUGAUUACUAAUUUCAAAGAAUUACCAAGCAACUCUUAAACUAUCAUCAAUGCCCUUAAAGAUCUCAAUAUAUUAGACAACAACAAUGAAUUCUAAUCCUAAUAGUAAAUUUCUAUUCGUCUUUAAUCCUUUUUUGAGAAUGCACAACAAAAAGUACUAAUAUACAUCCAUUAUUGUAGUCACAAUUCUUAAAGUCUUUAUUUAAAAUAUUUGAAAAAGAGACAUAAGAAGAGGGAAAUUUAUAAAAAAAGUUAAAACUUUUACUUUUCCUUCAUAUUCUUUUAAGUUCAUCAAUAGCUAGAUCUGAAUUAUCUAAAAUUUUUAUAUCAAAACAAAUCAAUAUUCAAAUCAACAACACUACUUUAGGAAAGGUUUGUCAACAAUAUUAUUUUUAUCUAUAUAAAUUAGCAUCUUAAACUACAUUUAUAAAUGAAGACGUAAUCAAUGGUGAUAUAUUAAUAUAUUUCACAUUAUCAAAUUAAUGUAAUUUAGGAAUUAGCAUUUAAUCCUUAAUUGAAGAUGUAGAAUCAUUCUAAAAUAAUUAAUUGAUUGGGAAUAUAGUUAAAUCAAUUUAUUACGAUUUGCAAAACAUAGCUAUUUUUAUAAUAAAAGAUGUGAAGUCGCUUAUUGAAAAUUAACAUAAUAUUAAAUAGAACAAAUUACAUAUUCUUGAAUUAUAUAAGGAAGUAAAAUCUUAUUUUAAUAUGUUAGUGUUAAGUACUUUAAUAAAAGAUGCUUGGGUUUUAUCGAUUCAAUCGUCAUUUUUCUCAUUUUAACUAAAUUAUGCCUCCUUUUUCAUUAAUUAUUGAAUAACACUACCUUAAAGAAUUACAAGACAAUAAACCAAAAAUUCACUCUCUAAAACAUUUGUCUAAGCUAAGUGAAGAACAUAUUAAAUUUUAGCCCUAGACUUCUAAAUAAAGAUAAAUGAUAUAAUUUGAAUUUGUAGAAAAGAAACAACAACAAGAAUCUCCUCAGUUUUCAUUUUCAAAUUGA
This is a messenger RNA of Paramecium pentaurelia, 996 nucleotides long. The record is from the annotation of a GenBank genome assembly. Lineage: Eukaryota; Ciliophora; Oligohymenophorea; Peniculida; Parameciidae.